AACAAAGUCAAAUGUGACACGACAAGUAAAGAAGCAUUACUUACAAGCAAUUGAUUCUACUGUUCAUCGAUAGGAAACAGCUUAAACUUCCUGAGUCCUCAUUUUGAGGAUCAACUGUUGACCACGCACAGACCAGGAGCAGUGGCGUGAAGGCCUUUGGGAUAUGCCAUCUUAGACUUCGAAGCAGUAGUGUAUAUGAAAUAACUUGGAACAAAUCCGGCCAACUUUAUAGCGAGACGUCUUUCAGUGUCAAGCAAAAAAAACUCGACAAAAUUAUGAAAAAGAUAAGCAGCAGUCGUGCAGUAUAUGAGGUAAACUUACAUGGAGCCAGUGGCACAGUGCCUGGGCCGAUUUGCGCGGAUAACAUGAGAGUGAGGCAACGAGAACAAACGUCGUCCAUUCCAGGAAAAUCUUUGAAUCCACGCAAAGAGAGCGAAACGAAGUUCAAAUUUACCAAGUUUCCGGUGCGCAAACAAGAAGCCAUUAUUGAUAAAGACGAAGGCACUUCUUCCGGUUCUGUAGAGUGACACCUUGUGUCAUACAAGAGAAAUAUCCACCACUUUGGCUUUGUAUUGACCAGCUCCGCCAAGAUUUUGUUUAAAUUAUGAUUACUAUACUUGGAAAAAAUCUCCCAGUAAACGCCAUUGUUGAAGUUUAAUUUACAUUAUAGGCUACUAAUGAUUUCCAUUGAGCUGCAAUACAAGGGUACACAAAGCGACACAACCACGUUCCUCUGACCCCCUAAGACAAUAAAUAGAGUUUUAAAUGUUUCCCUAAAAUCAAGCAAAUUAACACUGACUGGGUGAUAAUUAUAAACUAUGUAAAUGCACGUUAUUGCAGCACCGACAACUCUGGCUUUGUCCGUCGAAAUGCUUCAAAACUGAGAGAGACUGGAAUUGUAUGUUAGAGAUAGCUCGAUAUGCAUGCUUGAAUGAUCAUGUGCUAUGUUUAAUGAAUAUUAGUGACAGAGAGCGGAUACAUUUAACGCAGCAAGGACAACAUAUUUCUCAUAAGAUAGGAUAAUUACAAGAAGGUAAAGUGCUAUAUAAUCAAAUUGAACAACGCAAAGGUGCUUCAAGAAGUCCAAGAUAGCGAAACACUUACCUGCUUUCGUUCCGUUAGCUGCUGAACUUAUAUACUGAAACUCCAUACCAAGGAACUCAUUUUUGCGAAGCCAGUUUUAUUUCAUCUAGAGAAGUCCCGCUAUUGUAGUUUGCUCUCAUCAUUACAGGAUUUAAAAAUCUCAUUCGUCGACAGAGGUGGAAGAUUUUGGUGUAAACAAACCAUUUGCCAGUUUUUCAAUCCCAAUGGAUGACGCUUCCAGAAAUCGCUCAGUUGUUUUGAAGAUUUUUGUCAUAUUGGCAUUCACAGGGCUGACAUAUGGUAACAAGCUGGACGACUUGCUGAAUGAUGAUAAACUACUUCUGUAUGUGGCCAUUGGGUUUCUUUGUUUCUCUGUGCUGUUCCUAUUUUUAGCGAUUCUAAUGAUCUCUAUCGUCGUCAUCAGAAUGCAGAAAAUGAGAAAGGCACGUCAGAAGGAAGAGGAUGAAGCAGGCGGAAGAAUCAGUGAAACAAUUAUCGCAAACCCUAAUGUUUUGCAACACCCUCCUGGGCGAAGCUCGAUCGAACCAACAAAAUGGGAACGUCACCCAAACGCAGGGAAGAACGGCGGCAAAAGGGUAUCUAAGGGAAACACCCCUGUAGACUAUCUGGAGUAUAUGGACUUGAUAAUUAUGGACGCUGCGAAUAUGAACCUACCGCGUGCAAAGAGGAUAGAAAGUGAGAACAGGGAGAAGACAGUUUGACUUUAAGAUUGUGUGACAGGCUGCAAUACUGCGGUGUUUUGAACGUCUAAGUCCCUCGCUGUAUUUGAGUUGAGAUUACAAUUUGUAGAUUUGGCUAUAGAAUAUCAAAUUAAAGAAACUGUGAAGAAAUUUAAUUUGCCGUUCUAAACACAAUAAACCUCUUUUUCUUUUCCAUUCA
Messenger RNA from Pocillopora verrucosa, 1983 nucleotides. Lineage: Eukaryota; Metazoa; Cnidaria; Anthozoa; Scleractinia; Pocilloporidae. The record is from RefSeq and is a predicted model, not a curated record.